AUGAUCUGCCGUACCUGUCUGCGCGCCCGUCUCGCCCAAAGGCUCCCCUCCACCGUCCCGAAGCGAACCCUUUUUGCCGCCACCACCCGCUGCGCACCAGCAAUCACUACCAACUUCGCUAUCCCCGCUCGCCCCCAACACCAAUUCCCACGAAUCGCAGGCCAUGCACAACGGCUCUACUCGUCAGAGAGCGCAGCUUCCGCCUCCCAGUCCUCAGAGCCCCCUUCAGCUCUUCCCAGACCAGAAGACUUGACAGAGGGAGAAGCACAAGUGUGGGAUAUACUCGUGGCAGAGUUUGCGCCGACCCAGCUCCUGGUGCAAGACAUCUCUGGCGGGUGCGGCUCCAUGUACGGCAUCGACAUUUCUUCUGAGAAGUUCAGGGGGUUGAACAUGCUCAAGCAGCAGAGGCUGGUCAACGCCGCGCUGGGGGACCUGGUCAAGGAGUGGCACGGUGUCCAGCUCAAGACCCGGGCGCCUUGA
This is a messenger RNA of Podospora bellae-mahoneyi, 480 nucleotides long. RefSeq lists its product as uncharacterized. The transcript has a single exon. The record is from RefSeq and is a predicted model, not a curated record. NCBI's taxonomy places the organism in Eukaryota, Fungi, Ascomycota, Sordariomycetes, Sordariales, Podosporaceae. Gene Ontology annotation, cellular component: mitochondrial matrix. The coding region runs from base 1 to 480 and encodes 159 amino acids.